CUGUAAAGUUUCGAAUUUCAUCACAAGAAGCCAUAGAGAGAUGAAGAGUGGGAGGCCCGUCGUCUUGGAGGAGGAGGAACGGGAGAAGGUUAUUAGCCUUCGAGCAAAUGAGUUUGAUCCAGGGAUGCCGCCACCAUUUAGGCUUGCGGAGAUCCGCGCGGCGAUACCUAAACACUGCUGGGUGAAGAAUCCAUGGCGGUCGAUGAGCUACGUAGGUCGGGACGUCGCCGUCGUCUUCGGCCUUGUGGCCGCCGCUGCUUAUAUCAACUGCUGGAUUGUUUGGCCUCUAUAUUGGGCCGCACAGGGGACGAUGUUCUGGGCACUCUUCGUUCUUGGUCAUGACUGUGGGCAUGGAAGCUUUUCGGAUUGUCACAGACUGAACAGUGUGGUUGGCCAUCUCCUCCAUUCCUCCAUUCUUGUGCCCUAUCAUGGAUGGAGAAUAAGCCACAGAACUCAUCAUCAGAACCACGGCAAUGUGGACAAGGACGAAUCUUGGCACCCUCUGUCUGAAAGUGUUUAUAGGAGCUUGGAUACAACAACUAGGAAUCUUAGGUUCACAUUUCCUUUCCCAAUGCUCGCCUUUCCCUUUUAUUUGUGGAGGCGAAGUCCAGGAAAGAGUGGGUCACACUUCAACCCAGAGAGUGAUUUGUUUGGUCAGAAUGACAGGAUAGAUGUCAUCACUUCUACAGCUUGUUGGAUGGCAAUGGCUGCUUUGUUAGCUGGAUUAACUUUGAUUAUGGGUCCUCUGCAAUUGCUCAAGCUCUAUGCAAUUCCCUACUUGAUAUUUGUUAUGUGGCUGGACUUGGUAACUUAUUUACAUCACCAUGGACAUGAUGAAAAGCUUCCCUGGUACCGUGGGAAGGAAUGGAGCUAUCUUCGAGGAGGCUUGACGACACUUGAUCGUGACUAUGGAUGGAUCAACAACAUCCACCAUGACAUUGGUACUCAUGUGAUUCACCACCUCUUCCCACAAAUACCACAUUACAAUCUUCUAGAGGCUACUGAGGCAGCUAAGCCAGUCCUUGGAAAAUACUACAGAGAACCAGAGAAAUCUGCACCUUUACCUUUUCACCUGCUUGGAACUCUGUUUAAGAGCUUGAGGCGUGAUCACUAUGUACGGGAUAGUGGAGACGUUCUGUACUAUGAGAAAGAUUCUGAAUUGUGAUUCAUUGAAGAAGUGGACAUGAGUCUCUCCAGCAAGAUUACUCGAUAGAUAUUUUCAGAAAAAAUAAAAAUUUAAUCUCAUAUUUGUUGUUGCACUUUCGAUCAAGAAGACGGUGUAGCUCGAACGCACUGAAUAAGAUGAAUAAAUUAUUAAUAAUACAGCUUUUUAUUUUAUUUA
Molecule: messenger RNA, 1342 nt
Organism: Dendrobium catenatum
Lineage: Eukaryota; Viridiplantae; Streptophyta; Magnoliopsida; Asparagales; Orchidaceae
Product: omega-3 fatty acid desaturase, chloroplastic-like
Exons: 8
Coding region: 41-1165 (374 amino acids)
Biological process (GO): lipid metabolic process
Molecular function (GO): oxidoreductase activity, acting on paired donors, with oxidation of a pair of donors resulting in the reduction of molecular oxygen to two molecules of water
Source: RefSeq, a predicted model, not a curated record